Ictalurus punctatus (channel catfish) is the source of this 7314-nucleotide messenger RNA. RefSeq names its product activin A receptor type 2Aa (gene acvr2aa). The record is from RefSeq and is a predicted model, not a curated record. The transcript is spliced from 11 exons. Bases 1415 to 3001 code for a protein of 528 amino acids. Gene Ontology annotation, cellular component: activin receptor complex; plasma membrane. Gene Ontology annotation, biological process: protein phosphorylation; cellular response to growth factor stimulus; activin receptor signaling pathway. Lineage: Eukaryota; Metazoa; Chordata; Actinopteri; Siluriformes; Ictaluridae. Gene Ontology annotation, molecular function: activin receptor activity; metal ion binding; activin binding.
UACAGUAAUGCCUACAGUGUGAACCACUUCACUGGAGACAGAGAGAGAGAGAGAGAGAGAGAGACAGAGAGAAAGAGAGAGAGACGCAGGAGAAAGACACCGAUUUAUCCGAACUCGAGACACGUAUCAUUUUAAACAAGAGGAAUAUAUAUUUAUUUUUAUUUUAUUUUAUUUCUUAAAGAAGGCUGCUUGUUUUCUCCCCACUCGGAUAGCCGGACAUGCUAACCGUCGCUGAAGAAUCCGAUUCGGGCAAACGGACACGGUCGAGCCGUCGAGAUUUCUCCGCGUCGACAUUUUAACCAUUUUUUUUUUGGCUCAAAAAGAAAACGAGAGAAAAAAUAUAUUUGUUUAAAAAAAAAAAACUGGUAUCAUUUGUGAUAUAUGAAUAUAGAUUCAUAGAUACACACACACACACACACACACACACACACACAUAUAUAUAUAGCGUUAUUCUGUUGAGCCGGAACGAAUACAUAGAAAAGAGAAAGAAAAAGAGCUCGCGCGGAAUGUGAAUACAGCUCGUUAGCCUCGUUAGCUAUUUCUUUUCUCUUUUUAAAAUUUUAUUUACAUUUAAAUGUUCUUAUUCUAGCUAUUCAGUUAUCUGUAUUUAAUCACCGACGCUUACAUAUAUAUAUAUAUAUAUAUAUAUAUAUAUAUAUAUAUAUAUAUAUAUAUGUAUAUAUGUAUAUAUACACAUAUAUAUCUACCUCCGUGCCCUCCGUUUUAACAGCGUGUCAGAGGGAAUAAGCUUCUCGACUUUCCAAUAAGUGUGUUUUUCUGUGUGUGUGUGUGUACAUUUUAGAGGUGUUUUUGUACAUAAUUUUAUAUCUAUAUAUGUAUGUACACACACAUUAAAAAAAAGAGAAAGAAACCAUGAACGCGGCUAGUUCUGUAGUUAUUAAUCCUUCGUUAUGGAAAACUGGCCCAGAGAGAAGUGAUCAGAUUGAGCUGUGACAGUUUGCCUCAUCAAGUGGAUCACAUUGUGAUCUGUUGUUGAGUCGUUUUUGAUCCAGUAUGGGAUUUGUAGUCGACAAAUCGUGUGGUCUAUCUUAUCAGCAUUAAUCCCACACGGAAAUAAUCUACUAAUGUGUUAAUUUUCUCUCUCUCUCAUAUACAUGAUUUCUGUCUCUCUUUCUGAUCUUUUUUUGUGUGAAGCAGUAACGAUUCGUUCGAUCGAGUCAAUCGCUCGGGAUCCAGUGAAUCGAUCGUUUUUUCCUGUGAACUUCUUAUAAUUCUUGGGAUAUUUCUACACCUCCCACCCCCCUCGCUCCCAUCAGCAUGGAUGUGUUUUAAAGCGAUUGAUCAGUGGUAAAGAGAGCGAACAGGGACAUUACUGGAGGCCUGUCGGAUUCUGAAGAAAGGAUCUACUUGUUUUUGUUUUCAAAAGGACCAAUUAUAUAGAAAUCUAUAGAAAAUGGGUUCUGCGACAAAACUGGCCUUCGGCGUGUUCCUCAUCUCCUGCUCCUCAGGCGCCAUCCUGGGACGCUCGGAGACACGCGAGUGCGUGCACUACAACUACGGUCCGAGCUCGGAGCAGCAGGGCAACCGCUCCGGCAUCGAGUCCUGCGUAGGAGACAAGGACAAGCGGCUGCACUGCUUCGCCACGUGGCGUAACGUGUCCGGGAACAUAGCAGUGGUGAAGCAGGGCUGCUGGCUGGAUGACGUCAAUUGCUACGACAGCACGGAGUGCGUGGAGAGGAAAGAGGACCCCGAAGUGUUUUUCUGCUGCUGCGAAGGCAACAUGUGCAACGAGAAGUUUUUCUACAACCCGGACACUCCGCCCAUACAGAGUAAGACUCCGAUCACCGACCGAAGCAGUGGCGUUUUUAAAGCUACGUCUAACCCGUUUACCCAGAAGCCACCGCUGUUCAGCACCCUCCUGUACUCGCUGGUGCCGAUCAUGGGCAUCGCUGCCAUCGCCCUCCUCAGCUUUUGGAUGUAUCGGCAUCACAAGCUGGCGUAUCCGCCCGUCCUGGUGCCCACGCAGGACCCUGGCCCCAUGCCCCCUUCACCCAUCCUUGGCCAGAAGCCACUGCAGUUGCUGGAGAUUAAAGCCCGCGGUCGGUUCGGCUGUGUGUGGAAAGCUCAGCUGCUCAACGACUAUGUGGCUGUCAAGAUCUUCCCUAUUCAGGAUAAGCAGUCUUGGCAAAAUGAGUAUGAGAUCUACAACCUUCCUGGCAUGAGGCACGAGAACAUCCUGCAGUUCAUCGGCGCAGAGAAAAGAGGAGCCAAUCUGGACUCUGAGCUGUGGCUCAUUACUGCUUACCACGAAAAGGGUUCGCUGACCGACUAUCUGAAGGCCAACGUGGUGACGUGGAACGAGCUUUGCCACAUCGCUCAGACCAUGGCGCGAGGUCUAGCAUACCUCCAUGCCGAUGUCCCUGGCCUCAGGGACAGACACAAGCCAGCCGUUGCUCACAGGGAUAUCAAGAGUAAAAACGUGCUGUUGAAGGCUAAUCUGUCAGCCUGCAUCGCUGAUUUUGGCCUGGCCUUGAGGUUCGAGGCCGGCAAAUCUGCCGGGGACACACACGGACAAGUGGGAACGAGGCGCUACAUGGCUCCCGAGGUGCUGGAGGGGGCCAUCAAUUUCCAGCGAGACGCCUUUCUCAGGAUAGACAUGUACGCCGUGGGGCUGGUGCUGUGGGAACUGGCGUCCCGCUGCACAGCCGCAGACGGUCCAGUGGAUGAGUACAUGCUGCCUUUUGAGGAGGAGGUGGGUCAGCACCCCACUCUGGAGGACAUGCAGGAGGUGGUGGUGCAUAAAAAGCUGAGGCCUACGCUGCGCGAGUGCUGGCAUAAACAUCCGGGUCUGAGCAUGCUGUGCGAGACCAUAGAGGAGUGCUGGGACCAUGAGGCCGAAGCUCGUCUCUCAGCAGGCUGCGUAGAGGAGCGCGUGCUACAGGUGCAGCGCCUCGCCAGCAUUUCCGCCCCCGAUGACAUCGUCACCGUCGUCACCAUGGUGACAAACGUGGACUUUCCACCCAAAGAAUCCUUCCUAUGACUAGAGGAGAACAGCGUGUGACGUCACACGGGCGAAGAAAAUGUUUUUGUUUUUUUUAAACGCAUAGCUCAGAGCUGCUAGCUCGAAAUCCCUGGUGAUUGUACCGUACACUGGGUUGGUUGCAGUCACCAAUGCUGGAUUUGACCAUUUACGUGCUCGUUUCAGCAGCACUGCGCGUGUGUCUGCGCGCAUGUGUGUGUGUGUGUGUGUGUGUGUGUGUGAGAACACUCAUGUCAUGGGGCCUUCUGGACAGGCUGAACAGAUUUCAAUCCAACAAGAGGACCUCAGGCGACACUCUCUCACGUUUAGCAACCGGACAGCAUCACACGUGAAGCUAUUGACUGGUAUUUCUUUUUUUUGUCAUCUGUGCCAGAGAGAGAGAGAGAGCGAGAGAGAGAGAGAGAGCAUUUUCCCUCUGAGCAAAGGAGACUUUUCCUUUCCUCAUUUCAGUGUAAAAGAAAGAAAAAGGGUGACUUUCUCGAAACACAUUUGACUUGUUGCGAUGCCAAUACGAAACAGCUUCUGAAUGUCUAGUGUGUCACUGCUGUAUAUUCAACCAAGAGGGUGGGGGAAAAAAAAACAAAUCGAUUGUUUUGUAUCUCUGGAUUUCCCUCCCAGCGUUUCUGUCAAAUAACCACGAACCUCUCUCGACAAGGUAUACCUCAGUUUCUCAUCCUAAUAACAAGUUUGUUUUGUAACACUAUAUAAAGGAGAAAAAAAAAUACUAAGCUUUCCGUCGUCCUGCAAUGGGCACAGAGCUUUUUAAUACGGGGGAAAAACCUUUUUUUUUUUUUAAUCGAUAUAUAUAUAUAUAUAUAUAUAUAUAUAUAUAUAUAUAUAUAUAUAUAUUAUAAAACGACAGAUUAUGCCAAGAAAAUAUGGCCAUUCAUAAACCAGUGUUUUCUGCCUUUCUUUCUAUUACUUCAUGUCUUUCUGUGUUGCCCUGCUGUUAAAAAAAAUGUGACUGUUUUCUGAACAUUGUGACAAAUUGAUUGUACAAAAAAAAAAAAAAAACGGAAAAAAAAAAUCAGUUUUUAGAACUUUAUCGAAAACUUGUUGAGAAGAAAAAUCCCUGAAAUAUAUGAAUUCUGUGAAAAUAUGAAAGCACUUACCGGUAUAGGUUUGCAGUGUCCUCACAGCAAUUGACAUAUGUGCAUGCCUUGUAUUUCUUUUUCUCUCGUGCGUGAAAUCUUGAGCAGUCGUCAAUUUUUUCUUUCUUUUUUUUUUUUAUCCAUCAUUUGCUUUAGUUGCAAUCCAUCUUCAAUCAGGGUGGGGUUUCCCUCCCCCUUUUCCCAUUUCCUCCUGGGAAAUCCUCCUCUGCGUCCUAAGCUAACCCUAGAUCCCAACCCCAGUGUAAAUACGUAUAUCGUUGAAAACUAGCCUCAGAUUAGCGGCUACACGUCACAACGUUUGAAUACUUCAUGUCUCAGGAAGCCCUUAUCUUUUGAGCGUUUCUCCUUCUGGUGCCAUUCUGGUGAUCCACGUUGUAUUGUGUAUGCAAGAGGCCUUCGUAACAUCCUUUAUUCACCCGCUCCACCCUGGAUAUCACAAGCUGGACUUUUUUCCUUCCCCCCAUUAUGCGUUUUUAAGCACCAAGCUACACGAUGCCAUACGAAUAGGUUUUUCGAGAUCUAAGACUUGAAACACAAGUAUUAUCUUAAUAUGCUGGUGUCAUUCAUUAAUAACAGCGGGCCUACGUUGACUACUGAACUGCUGAACGGAUUCAGGUCGCUGUUGUUUGUUUGUUUGUUUGUUUGUUUGUUUCAACCCAUCAUACACCAUCGUAAAGCGUUCAGGUCUCCGUGACCGUAUGCAAGCGUGCUCUCAACUCCAGCGUUUCCAGUCGACCUCGCGCACCCGCCUGCAUCGUUCUGCUCAUCUUUCUGACCAGGUGCCAACGCGUAUCAGUGCAAGAGCGCACAAACUUUCCUCAGAGAGCUCCUGUGCUAGCGCUCGUUCUACCUUCGCAGCUCUGGACCAUGAUUUAAUUUGCACGGUGCUGACGGGCUGCUAGCUUUUAUUAAAGGCCACGUUAGCAUUUUUGUUCGAGAGAAGUAUUCGUCGAAACACCAGGCGAGCUCGUUGUGCUCGUGGAAGGCUGGUUUGCCUGUAGUCUCAGCCUGGAUUUGAGCCUUCAGCCUACAUGCUGACACCUACUAUUUUUCUUAGUAGCUUCUGUUUGUGUAUAUCCAUGUAGCUGUUUUUUUAACGCCUUGUUCAACAUAACCUUGGGGGUGUGUCUGAAAUGGAAAUCGGGAAGGCAUUGAUUUCGGUCACAAUCCAAUCCAGUCCAGUUCAAUGUAGAGAGCAAUACAAUGGUUUGUGUAUAAUUUAUAUUUAUUAUUAAGAUAUAUACAAUGUAUUUGUUAAGUAGUUGGUCUUCACACCAAGCCAGUGCUUAUUCAGUAAAAAUAAAAUCCAUGUAGAUGAAUGGUUUGCAAGUGUUGUGUGAUAUAUGAAUAUCAAUGUAAAUAUUUGAGUCAGAUACAGGCACUAAUUUGUGAAAAUCUGAUCGGACAGCCCCUUCCCUACACCAUACGACGUCCUUUCGAUGACUGCGUUAUUAAAGCAAAGCCGUUUUUUGUCUGUCGUUUAAAUACUGUUCAGUUGUGAGGGCAACGACGGACCCUACGGGCUAUCGUUUUUAUCAUUUUAUCAUUUAUACUUUAACCAGCAGGUGGCAAUAAAUACAGCUUUCAAUCUUCACUGCCCUGGACAGCUGUCUCACAAACCGAAUUUCUCUAUACGUGGCCAAAAGUAUGUGGACACCUGACCAGCACACCCAUGUUCCCACAAAGUUAGAAACACACAAUUGUAUAUAAUAUGUUUGUAUGCUGUGGCUUUACAAAUUUCCCUUCACUGGAACUAAGAGGUCCAAACCUGUUCCAGCAUGACAGUGCCCCUGUGCACAAAGCGAGCUCCAUGAAGACACGGUUUGCCAAAGUUGGAGUGGAAGAACUCGAGUGUCCUGCACAGAGCCCUGACCUCAACCCCACUGAAUACCUUUAGGAUGAACAGGAACACCGACUGCACCCAAACAUCAAUGCCUGACCUCACUAACGCUCUUGUAUCUGAAUGAACACGAAUCCCCACAGCCACGCUCCAAAAUCUAGCGGAAAGCCUUCCCAGAAGAGUGGAGCUUAUUAUAACGGCAAACACAGGGGGAAUAAAUCUGACUAAAGCGGAUGUUCGACAAGGAGAUACAGGUGUGACGAUCAAAUCGAGCGUCCACAUACUUUUGACCACGUCGUGUAUAGUCACAGAAACGUGCCAUCUCCUUAAAGACAGGACUGUAUAGAGGUUUCCGUUUCAGACACACCCCAGAUCUUCAGUGUUAUUGUUAUGACCAGGGCUAUAAAUCCUGUUUUGAGAGACUUGCAUCUCCUUUACUCGCUUUAAAAAUCUGGCGUUUUGUUCCUGAAUAAAAAUGAUGCAUUGGGUCAUGCGAGAGCAUAAAAAAAAGAAAGAAAUAAAGGACUCUUUAACAUGUGAUCUCCCUUCUCUCACCCCUGCACCGUCUCCUCACCCUGAGCUUCCCUUCUCUCAUGUUGGCAGAAGACUGGAUUGAACAGUGCACCGUAUGUAAAUAUGAAUAAUGUUUUAGAUUGUGAAAAAUAGCAUGAGGUUGUGUUUUUUUUGUUUUGUUUUGUUUUGUUGUUUUUUUUUGUUUUGUUUUUUAAUUAUUAUGGUCUCAAACGCAAAAACGUUUUAUUAAUAUUAUGGCAAAAUAAUAUUUUAUUGUUGUUUAUUUUGUAUAUCUGUAUUUUACGUCGUUUUAUUAAUUUAUGUCACAGCCCAAACAGGUUAUUUUUAUUCCGAAUAAACGAGAAGUGGUUUUUGCUCUAUUUAUACAACUGGUCUAGUGAAACACUAAAAAGAAAAAAAGAAAAAAAAAAAUAGAUCUUGUCUCUUUACCUCAGACUUCCCGGUUCUGACUUGACGUUAUCACAACAUGAAUAAGCGGUGUAGCACGACAGACAACAUGGUGCAAGCGUUGUGAAACAUGUAACAUUUAGUGGGAAUCGACCAGCAGGUUCUUUCCUCUUCUUUCUUUUUCUCCUGGCAGCAAGAUGCACUUUGUGGUUUUUAGUUUCCUUUUUUUUUUUUUUUUUUUUUUGCUCACUGCAAUGCCACUACUAGAACUGACCAUCUUGGGUGCACGCAACUGUAUUACCUUAAUCCCGGACACGCCAUUUGAGUAAAAGUAUUUAACAAGUCAUAUUCAGGGCCUGGUUGGAAGUUGUUGUUACAUAUUGUACAGAUGAAAUUUUAUGCUACUCCUCCCUUCGAAUAAAGUAUAGUGACUGCUCUGA